Molecule: messenger RNA, 1743 nt
Organism: Aspergillus calidoustus
Lineage: Eukaryota; Fungi; Ascomycota; Eurotiomycetes; Eurotiales; Aspergillaceae
Source: the annotation of a GenBank genome assembly
AUGCAAGAGGCACUAGCGCAACGCGCUUCAGUUACAUCACAGCUCCAAAAUGACCCGCACAACCCGCAUCUACAUCUAGAGCGCGGCCUAGUCCAUGAACGCUUGAGGUUCCCGGAUCUUGCAUCUGCGGAUGCUUAUCGCGCACUAUCCUUGCUGGAUUCUGUGGUUAAUCCGGAUGAGUGUGAGUUUCAUGCGCGGCGGAGGGUAGAGGUACCUUCUGCUGAUGAGGAGGGGAAGGAGGAGAAGGAGGAAGGGGAGGACGCGGAGGAGGAUGAGGGCUUCGCGCCGAUCACAACGGACGAAUACAACACGUUGAUCGGUCCCGUAUAUGCGCUUCUUGUACGCAGUCUCGUCCGGUGUGGGUGUCUACGAGAUGGGUUCGAGUUCGCGCUGCGCGGGUUAACUGUGUUGGAUGAGUUAUCGAGCACCACGGACAACGAGGGCUCAUCCGCAGCGCCCGCGCGAAAAGAACUCAAAGAUCAAAUCUCCCUGAUCAAGAAAUACCACUACGUCUCCGAGGGCGUCGAUCCCGAGACACAGUCUGGAGAAAUCUCCCCAGGUGCCCUAAAAGCGCAAGGCUCCGCGCGCCGAAUCCUCUACCCAUGGAACACUCAUGAACCAGAUCGCAAGUCGCCCGAGACGCUAUCUCUGCUCAAUGAGCGCCUCAAAUCUGUCGCGCCAAAGUGCGAAGUCCGCGCUGUGGCACUACCCGUCCUCCACCCCUCCUCAGCACCUGCGGGAGAAGCAAGUCCCGAGGAGGAAAUCUCGAUUCAACUCGGUCUCUUCGCGAAAGAAGACCUCCAUCCUGGCGAAACAAUCCUGCACGAAUCCUCCUUGUUAACAGCGACAAACCGCCUUCAUGACGACCUCUGCGACGCAUGCAACGGGCCCCUCCCGGAUCUCUCCGCCUCAAAUCCUGCAUUUCCCUGCGCAGAAUGCUCUGACACGAUCUUCUGCUCGGAGACCUGCCAUGAUCGCGCGCAAGAGGUCUACCACGGCGCUGUGUGCGGCCUCAUGGAGAACCUCGAGGCCAUUGGGAAGGAUAUCCCCGAUCCCAAGGAUAAGGCGGAUUAUCUGUACCUGCUGCUCCUGGGCCGUGCACUAGCAAUGGCUACUACACAAGACGUCCACCCGCUCGAACUCCCUGAGAUCAAAUAUAUCUGGGGCGAUUUCGUCCCCGAGGCUCCUGGAGAGGUAAGUCAGGGCUCGCUGCCGUUCAGCUUCCAGCUCAACAUCCUGCAGCCGAUGCGAUUUGUUGAGGAGAUGGAGCUUGACCCGUAUGUUACACUGAGUAAAUACGAUACGUGGGUGUUCAACACGCUGUAUGCGAAGUUCCGGGGUACGGCGUCGGGCAGACUUUCGACGUGGGAUGGCGGUCCCGAAUUGUGUGCUGUGCAUCCACUGUGGUGUUUGGCGAAUCACUCAUGUGAUCCGAAUGUGAGGUGGGAGUGGGGUGGUGAGAUUUGUUUUGUGGUUAGAAGUGAGGAGGAAAGGGUCAAGUGGGGGAGGGCGAGGAGGGUGAAGGCUGAGGCGGAGAAAGAAGGCAAAGUGGAAUGGGAGGAGAGGGAGGAAAAGGGGCGCGGUGAGGGGAUUAAGAAGGAUGCGGAGAUCCUGAACCAUUAUUGUGAUGUGGGCUUGGGGGUAAAGGAGAGGAGGGAGUGGGCAGCGGGGGCAUUGGGAGGAGCGUGCUUGUGUCGAAGGUGUGUUUGGGAGGCAGGUGAGGUGGAGGAGGAUGAUUUAUAA